GUCAGUUGGCUGUUCUCGUUCCGAUCCGAGCAGGAGCGCACAACCGUCGGUCGGCACCCCAGACCGGCGGCCACGCCAUGUAACGCUGGCUGCAAUGCACGGCACCAACAAAUGAACAUGCACGAAAUGCUUUCACCCAGGGUUUCAGAAUAUCAAACCCCGGCUGUUCGCUCAACUACUCGCUGUAAGAAGAGCAGAACAGACUCCAUGGCGGUACACUAA
Messenger RNA from Colletotrichum orchidophilum, 222 nucleotides. RefSeq lists its product as uncharacterized. Lineage: Eukaryota; Fungi; Ascomycota; Sordariomycetes; Glomerellales; Glomerellaceae. The transcript has a single exon. The record is from RefSeq and is a predicted model, not a curated record. The annotation marks the transcript as partial.